This is a messenger RNA of Drosophila willistoni, 4993 nucleotides long. RefSeq lists its product as uncharacterized. The record is from RefSeq and is a predicted model, not a curated record. NCBI's taxonomy places the organism in Eukaryota, Metazoa, Arthropoda, Insecta, Diptera, Drosophilidae. Bases 118 to 4950 code for a protein of 1610 amino acids. Gene Ontology annotation, molecular function: protein binding. The transcript has 3 exons.
CAAAGGAGAGAAGGAGAAAGAGAAGCAGAAGGAGGACGCAACAAUUCUUUUAAUCAAUUGUUUAUUUAUUUCUUUUAAAUUAUUAAGAAAAUGGUGUAGCAAUUCUAAGCGUUCCGAAUGGCUUAUAUAAGUGUAACGGAGUGGACUCCUGAUCAUGUGACAGACUGGAUAAAAGGUCUGGACGAGUCCAUGAAAAGCUAUUUAUAUGAAUUUUCCAAAAAUGAAAUUGGUGGACGAGCCUUGCUCAAUAUACGUCCCUAUGAAUUGGAAAAUUUGAAAAUGCUAAGGAUAGGCCAUCAGGAGAUUGUCCUCGAAGCAGUGGAGAAUUUGCGAAAUUUUCAUUAUAAUUUGAAAAAUGAUAAUCUCCAGUUUAUGGCCUUGCAUGUGGGAACAGCAGCUCGAAAUUUGCAUCGUGAAUUGGCCAAAGAUCAUGCGGAUAGCACAAAGAUCGAUACCAGGACACUGCAUGACAUAACCCGUACUAUUGCGACAUUGAAACCUUUGAUAGGAAGCCUGGAAAGGUCACCAUUUCGCAAGCAGGAUAUGUAUAGAGAAUAUUGCGGAAAUGUACUAAGAUGUGGCCUUGAAUUGGCCACCAUAGCGCAUAGAGAUCGUUUCGCUGAACGCCCAGUUGCCCAGAUAAAAGCCCUUGCCGAACGCCUAGAGAGAUUAGCUAAUUUUAUCAUACAAGAUAUUUCCGAUCCCAUGGUGCUGCAGCCAGCCUCACUUAAGUUGGUAACUCUAAAGAAACGUGAAUCGGAUUUGGGCUUCAAUAUAGAAUCCAGCUAUAAUGGCAUCCAUAGAGUCACCGAUACUAAAUACAAUUCACCAGCACAUAAUUCGGGUAAAAUCGAAGAUGGUGAUGAAAUUGUUCAAAUUAAUUAUCAAACUGUUGUGGGAUGGCAACACAAGACGGUAUUGGAGUACCUAAGGGAAGCUCUGCAAUCGGAUACACAUCUGACUGUGAAAAAGAGACCCAAACAUACGAAAAUGUUUGGCCAAAUCUAUAUACAGCCAUUUAGAUUGCCCAGUAAGAAACGAAAUAUGGCCAGUCGUUGGGCUGAUCAACAGUUGCCCAGUCCCAGGAAUGCAUUUCUCACGCUGGAUACGGAAAAAGCAAACACAAUACAUACAGGAACUGAUGUAGGCGUAAGAGGCGUGGCAAGUGGACCUGGCGGAGACAAUGUAUCCGAAAGUAAAACGCUACUAAAACAAACGGAAGAAAAAGAUCAGAGCAAAGUGGAGGCAACAAGUGCUGCUUCUGUUGCUGCUCACUGUUCCGACUCGGAUUCCAGUUCUAGUUGCAGUGAUAUACCCACACCCACAGAUCCAAAGGGUUCUGUGUCAAGGGAAAUACGUCUUUAUUAUCCCAAACCAAGAGCUUUGUUACAGCGACGCAACACAAUCUGUGGUGAUGAGUUUCUUAGUUUAAAGCACUCGGAUCUGGUGAUGAUUCCCUCAUGGCAUGAACGCAAGCCUGGGGAUAAAGUGAAUCAAAUGUGCGGUGAUCCAUCAUCGCCCAGUAUUAGGGAUAAAUCCAUUUCAUUUGGUUAUGGCUUGGAAAUUGCCCCAAGACCGACCACCUGCAUUGGAAUAACAGGAGGAAGUGGAGACUCUUGUUCAGAUAAGGCCAGGCGAUUGUUUCACGAAUCCCUGAAACUGAAGCAACUAACCGAGGAAUCACAGACCGAGGAGGAGCUAGUGAAACAACAGAGGGAUCGGUAUAAGCCCGGUGUUAGCAAAGUUGUACGCUUCGACAAUCAUAUGAAAGUGGAGGAUUAUGUGGUAAAGAAUGAGAAAUUCACAUGCAAUGUGGAAAAUACCAUUUUGGAGACCUUCGAACCCAUACCAUUUGCCGACGAGGAAGACGAGGAUGCCCUGGAGACAUUGAGGAAUUGCACUGCGGAUAAUAAAGAGGACCUAAUGGAAGCCAUUAAUCAGGCUACCCGUGAUCAAGAUCAUCUGGCGCAGGCCAUAAAUGCACCAUUGUUAUUAAAUCGUCGUGGCCGGCUGGACAAAAGUCAUAGUACGCCAGCCUAUGAUAAUUCCGGUGAGGAAUCGGACACACCGCCAGCCAUAGAGCCACGCAAAGAGUUCUUACUAGCCACGCCACCUGCUCCGCCGCCUAGACCACGUAAGCAGAGAGAGAUGACACCACCCACUGUGCCACCGCCACCCCCAAAGCCAGCUAGUAUGCAGAUUGUAUGUGAUCCACCUCCCCCAGAUCAGAGUGAGCUGCAUACACCAACCAAAUCGAGAACUUUAACACUGAAAAAGAAGCACAGCCUGAUGGCCAAACGGAGAAAUACAAAUCUUAAGCACCUUGGCACUGGUGACAUCCAGGGGCAUGUCUUCAGACGCAAAAAGAAUCGUCGCGGCGUCACCUAUUGGGCACGCAGAUAUUUUGUUAUGUUGGACACAAUACUCUAUGGAUUUUGCAGCAAGGAAAGCUCAACCGCCGGUUUAGUCAUCUUUCUGCCGGGAUUUACAGUCAGCCUGGCCAAAGAAGUCCAUUCGAGGCCAUAUGCUUUCAAGAUUUAUCAUUCCACAAAGAGUUUUUACUUUGCUGCCGAAUCUUUGGAUGCUCUCAAUCAGUGGGUAGAAUUUCUAAGUCAAGCCUCACUCAAAAUGAAUCCUUCGAUUAGUUCGACAGAGGCCAAAGAUUUGUAUUCGGAAAAUGAUAGUUCGGGUGAGGAGAAUGAUGCCGUGGUGGCUAAGAAUCUAUCAACACCCUCGCCACAAAAUACACCAAGUGGUGUUGGUAGUAGCAACAGUAAUAAUGGCGGUGGUGGUGGUGGUGGUACAACCGGCAAGGAUCUUUCACCGGCCAUGGGUGGAACCCCCUUAUCGAGUCAUUCGGUUAAAAAUGAACGGGGCUAUUUGGAUUCAUUGCGAAAAUUCACCAUGGGGCCAUUUACCAAAAGUAGUUCGGCCAAAUUACCACGUGACAUUCCGGUGCCAACGGAACAAUAUCGAAGCUAUAGAAAAGUGCCAGGAGGUAGCUUUGGCAUACAAAUAGGAGCCAAUACGCCAGGCUAUCAUGAUCCGGCCAUGCCGCCUACUCAGGUCACUCCAUUAGCCAGCAAACUCUCACGUAGCUCCAGUCGCAGUUCAAUGGAAUCGUCAGCCUCGUUGAUUUUAGGGCCCCCGUUAUCCCCAGCACCGACGCUCAGUUCCCUGCAACAUCAAAGCUCCGAGGAUAGUCAGAGUCAAAGCGCUGAAAGUCAGAGUCAAGAGAGUCAAAGUCAGAGUCCCACAAGUAGUAAAUCCAGUUUGAAAAAGGUACCCUGUAAUUUUCUUCAUGCCUCCAAUCCCAAUCUGGUGGAAUUUGAUUUUCAAACGUCAAAAUCUUUGAUUCCCAAAAUGAGUGCUGGGGGCCCUUUGGACCAUCAUGGCAAUCAUAAUACCCAGGGAUUUGUAACACUCAAAGAUCUAAUGUUGCGCAAACAGGAGGAGGAAGCCCAAGAGAUGUACAAUAAUCGUGUUCAUCUGGGCGUUGAGAAGCACAAGCAUAUGCGAACCGAAUCAACAGCGAGUCAACAAAGUGGUUUGAGUAUAGCAAAACCAACAAAGGUGGCACCAGAAAACUUACCCAAAAUUCAAAGUGUUAGCCUACCCAAGACUCCGGACUACGAGAUAAGCUUUAAACCCGACGAUGAAAGCAUUAAAAGAACUCGAACUAAAGAGGGUCAAAAAUUGAGAGAUUUUGGCUAUGAGCAAAUAUGUGGAGAUGAGCCAAGUUCAUCAUCAUCCAAUUUCCAGCAUCUACAGCAGCAGCAUCAGCAAUCACAUCAUCAGCAACAUCAGACAUCAAGUCGUUCCAAACAUUUUCACAUGCAAUUCUCCAGUUUUCUACACAAAAGCUCUAGUAGCAGCAAUAACAACAAUGGUAAAACAUCAUCCUCAUCCUCUGCCACGGAUUUGCAAAAGAAGAACAAAGUAAAGUCACACAGUGAUCGAAGAUUUCCAUUUACCAAAAACUCAGCAUUAAGUGGCGGAGCAGCAGGAUCUGCUGGUAGUGCCAUGACCAUGACUUUGCCUUUAAAAAUGAAAUCCAAAUCAAAUCAUCAUCUAGAUGGCCAGAUUUCAUCACCCACAACAUCUUCGAGCAUUAAGAAAAGUCAGACAUAUAAUCAAGAUUUGAGGGAGAAAAUUACAGGAACCAAUUACGAUGCUCAUCGUAAGAAUUCUGCACCCAUUCCCAUAUUCUCCAAGCUAUCGAUAUCCUCAUCAUCCUCGACAAGUGCCACACCCACAAAAACAAGUAAGGAGAAUCGAUUUUUGGGUUCUCCUAGAUUGCAUCGUACACUUUUCGGCCACCAUCAUCAUCACCAGCAUCAUGUUCCGCAGACCCCACCUCUGCCAGUUGUGACUCCACCGAGCAGCGCAGAUCCCGAUGAUGGGGAUACAGAAAUCUUUUCACAAAUCACCUUUCCCACAGCCCAAACGGGUGGUGGUGGCUAUCGUGGUUAUCCUGUUGCAACCAAUUUAUGUUCAUCGGAAUCUUUGCAACCGCCAUUACCGCCAGCACCACCGCCACCAACCAGCAGCAGCACCAGCAACACCAAAGAGGAGGAUUCAAUGUCAACAACAUCAUCAGUAGCUCCUUCGGCCUCAUCAGUUAUAGGAACUGGAGGUACACCCAAAACCAUGUCCACCAAUAAUUCGGUGGACUCAAAGGCUGCCACACCGGACUAUCCGAAUAUGGAAUGUCCACCAGUAUUUGAGGCAGAAAUUUAUUCGCUCAGUGAGCCAAAUACCAGUUUAUCGCGUCUUAUGUUGCGGUCCAAUUCAAACACCAAUUCAUCGUCGUCAUCAUCAGCGGCUACGCCGGCGUUGACGACGGCGACGACAACCAACAACAACAAUAAUAUUAAUAACACCAAUAAUAACACCAAUACAACAACAACAACAAAUAGCAGUCCCAGCGGGGGCGAGCAUCAAAACUAAAAAAAAAAAACAAAAUAUAUACUUAUAUAGAUAUAUAUUGUGU